Molecule: messenger RNA, 731 nt
Organism: Juglans regia (Persian walnut)
Lineage: Eukaryota; Viridiplantae; Streptophyta; Magnoliopsida; Fagales; Juglandaceae
Product: histidine-containing phosphotransfer protein 4-like
Exons: 6
Coding region: 92-544 (150 amino acids)
Biological process (GO): phosphorelay signal transduction system; cytokinin-activated signaling pathway; phosphorylation
Cellular component (GO): cytoplasm; nucleus
Molecular function (GO): histidine phosphotransfer kinase activity; protein histidine kinase binding
Source: RefSeq, a predicted model, not a curated record
UAAGGUUGCAGCCUUCUCCUUGAUCAUCUGUUUCUUUUUUGUCUCCCUCAGACAGACACAUUUCUUGCUUGGUUUUUGGACAUUCCUUCUAAUGGAUUGGAACCGGUUGGCCAGACAGGUUGCCCUCCAGAAGCAGUCCCUCUUUGAUCAGGGAUAUGUCGACGAACAAUUUAUCCGGGUGGAGGAACUGCAAGACAUCUCGAAUCCUAAUUUUGUGGAGGAAGUCGUCACAUCGUACUACCAGGAUACUUCUAGACUAAUCGCCAACAUAGAGCAGGCAUUGGAGAGGAGGCCACUUGAUUUCGAUCAGUUGGAUGGCUAUAUUUAUCAGCUAAAUGGAAGGAGCACAAGCUUCGGAGCCAAAAAGGUGAGAGCCGAGGGUGCUCUGUUCAGGGAAUAUUGCGAGGCAGAAAAUACAGAAGGAUGCAGGACGACUUUCCAACAACUGAAGACAGAAUAUGCCACACUAAAAAGGAAACUUGAAGCUUACUUUCAGCUAGCAAGACAAGCUAGGCUCGCCGAGACAGCAUCACGACCCAAGUAAGGAAUUUGAUCAGAAAGAAAGCUGAUCCAGAUGUUGGAGUAUUAAGAGAUUUGAAAGUGUAAUGUGGGGGAACUUUGUACCUUGCAUAUGUACAAAUUCACCCCAAGAAGGUUUUCGGUUUUUCUGUAACCUAUGUUUUAGGUAUAUUAGCUCCUAAAUAAAUCUGCAGAAGUUGUUUUGCUGUGUU